Molecule: messenger RNA, 2961 nt
Organism: Parathielavia appendiculata
Lineage: Eukaryota; Fungi; Ascomycota; Sordariomycetes; Sordariales; Chaetomiaceae
Product: Clavaminate synthase-like protein
Exons: 7
Coding region: 1-2961 (986 amino acids)
Molecular function (GO): oxidoreductase activity
Source: RefSeq, a predicted model, not a curated record
AUGGAGUUUUCCAGCAAAGACUUAGAGGACAUCCAGCGAGUCGCGGGUCUGCUGAACCUCUCAGUUGACGAGUUGCUCCAGCAGAGCCGCUCCCGCAGUCAGAUAGCUCCAGGAACUCCUUCAGCCAGCAACAGUCCACAACAACCACCCCGGCAGCAACACCCAGGGCUUCGACGAAUCACAGAUGUCUCGAAUUCGCAGCUCCCUGAGAGUCACCACCAAACCUCGCUUGACCAAGAUCUGGACGCCUUUGACAUAUGUGAUCCUCAGGCAAGUGGUUUUGGAAGCGAGCCUUCCGAGCUCUCCCUUCACCUCACUGCCACACAGGGCCAAGAUGAAGAAGUCAUUCUCUUGAACCCACAUACGACGUGGUACGACUGCGAUGCAGCCGUUUUCGAAUUCGAUCCGUCCACAGUCGAGAGCUUGACAUUUGAGGAUACCACGACGGACCCCGGCCCGCCAGAAGACGGCUCUUAUGUUCCCGUUACACCCAUGGAUAUUGACUUUGAGUUCGCCAGCAACUGCGCCACUCGGGAAGACGCUCGUGAAUCUGCCUUUGACGAUACCUCGACGGACUGGGCUCUUGUUACGCCUUCCUCCGGAUCACCGCCCCUCCAUACCCCCCUCUCAUCUUCCACUAGCACGGCAGACAGAUCCUAUUAUAGGAUUGCUCCGAAAGUUUCCAAGUCCAACGCUAAGUCGGCUUCGGAAAGUUCAUCUCACCGAGUCAAGAAAAAGCGGAGUCCCUAUGAGGGAAGUAAAAGGAUCGAUACUCAUCUCACCCGCCAACUUCAUGCCUGUGUCAGGUGCAGGAUGCAGAGAAAUAGGUGCAUCCCUGACCCGGCCAAUCCUCGCGGACCCUGCUUGACUUGCCAGCAGAGGACCGUCCGAAUGAGCAGGCUGCCUUGCCUUCGGUACAUGGUCACAGACAGCACGCUGUAUCGAACUGGCCUGGAUUACAUGCCGUUUUACCGGACGCAUCCCAUGAUUGGACCACAAUACGGGGAUUUCCACCUGCAACGGCGGUGGACGGAUGCUCCGCCGAAGUACUUGUGUCUGGGCCAGAUCGGCUCCAUGCAUUUCAAGGUGGAACUGAGAGAGUUCAUCCCUCCAGCGAACAGCAGAGAUGUUGACCUCAAAGGGCGACCGAUGUACGCCGUGCCCUGGGCGGUUGCUGACCCGGACGCUGUUGUCGAGGCGAUUCAUGAGUACAUCGAGCGGGCCAUUACCCGUUACAUGGCGGCAUACCUCGACGACACAGAUCCUCUCGUAUGGAACAUCUUUCAAGCGGCCUACCGAGCAUCAGUCUUCCCUACGCCUAAUGAAUUGCUCAAGAAGACGCUGAGGCUCUGGGUGGCUUGCCGCUUUAUCGAGUCCAAGUGGAGGUGUUGGUCAGAGACAGGUUGGGCUGACAGUGCCAUCCGCGCCAUGAACCCGCAAGACCCAUUCUACAAGGACAUCGACUCGCUCCCGCCAUACAUCGACUACCAGAUUGCCUCCAUCAUCAUCCAUCGAAUCCUUGGUCCGCUCAGGAAGGACGUUCUCCGAAUCCUGCAGAGCACCUUCAACACCCACAGUCCCAAGGACUGGUUCGCCACGUUCCUGACAUCCUUCAUUCUCCUGCAAAACUACGAAAUGCAGAUGUUGUUCCAGAGGCAGUUUGCUGCGAGGAGAAGGGCCGAGUUGUUUACUCCGGGGUUUGACUGGAACGCCCCGAGAGUUCGCAGGAUGGCGCGGCUGGACCCAGAGCAAAGCGAGCUCAUGGCUCAAUGUCGAGAUGUCGUGGUCAAGAAAGCCACGAUGGGCGCGGAAACGAUUCUCUUAGGGCAUCAAGGGCAGGAUUGGAGCGCCUUGACCGUCAAGGCGAACUGCGUUCCUCGCUACUUUCCCAUCUCGCACGAAUGGCCGGCGGAAGUGGAGGGAGAUCUCGCAUGGGGACCCUCUUCCUUUGCUUCUAAGGACGACUUUACCCUGACCCUCAGCGAGACCGAUAUUUCCGAGAUCCAGUCCGGUCUUCAGCACUUCAACGAAUUGGGGCUCUAUGGCAACGAAGUCUCCCCCAGCACUUUCCCCCUGCCUACACUUGGCCCUCAGCUUCAACGGAUGGCCCAUGACAUUCACUGGGGGAAAGGGUUUUGGGUAGUUCGGGGUCUGAAACCAGAUGAUUUCUCACCUGAAGACAAUGUUCUCGUCUUUCUCGGCAUCUCGAGCUACAUCGGCUCCGUGCGGGGCCGGCAAGACGAGAAGGGUAACAUGUUGAUGCACAUCCGCGACGCCAAGCUCUCCCGAACACCCCAGCAGGACCGGCCGACAAGAUACUCUUCUCGGGCAUCAACCUUCCACACUGACACGUUCUGCGACAUCUUGGCCCUGCAGACGCGUAACAACGCCUCCGUCGGCGGCAGGAACCUUCUCGCCUCUUCCUGGACGGUCUACAACGAACUGAUGAAGACGCACCCGCACCUCCGCGAGCUCCUGGCCCAGCCCAUCUGGUCGUUCGACAGCCGCGGCAAGUUCCUGCCGUCCAACACCCGUCCGCUCCUCUACCACCACGACGGCCGCAUCAUCAUGAACUAUGCCCGCGAGCCCCUGCUCGGCCUGAGCGGCGUCAACCGCGCCCCGGGUCUCGCACCGCUUACCGAGGAGCAGCGCCGUGCGCUGGACGUCAUCGAGGACAUUGCCAAGCGGAACCAGAUGGUGCUCGAGGCGCAGCCGGGCGAUCUGCUGUUUAUCAACAAUCACGGGGUGCUGCACUCGAGAGAGGCGUUUGUGGAUUCGCAGGACUCGCCGCGGUACCUGGUGCGCAUGUGGCUCAAGAACCCAGAGCUGGCGUGGAAGUUGCCGCGGGGCUUGGUGGAGGGGAAUAAACGGAUUUAUGACGAGAAUGAGCUUGGGGAGCAGUGGAAUGUGGUGGACGCGCCGAGGGUUAUGUUUCGGUUGAGUGAGCGGCUUACGUCGUGA